GGGGCUUUCGGGUUGCCGUGGUGACGGGGUACACACGGCCGCGGCGCGCGCGGCGACCGUUGCCGCCUGUAACGGCCCGGGGGCGAGCUGAGUCUUAGAUAAAUUAUGGCUUCACAAGGAGAAAAACAAGCUCCACCCUUUACAGACAUCUUUGAUGAAGAUGAAGCUGAAAAAUCCUUUCUGUUGUCCAAGCCCACUUGCUUAAUUGUCCUUGGAAAGCCCGGUUCUGGAAAGAAAACAUUAGCUAGAAAACUAGCACAAAUAUGGAAAUGCAUUUAUAUAGAAGCUUUGGAAGUAAUUGAAAUGAAUAUUCGUGAAGAAACAGAAUAUGGGCUUAAGUGUCAAGAAUUGCUUUUUAAAGGUCAAAGUAUUUCUGAAGAACUGGUUACAGAAAUGAUUCUGAAAAAGAUUGAGUCACCAGAAGCUGCUCAUUUUGGUUACGUUCUCAGUGGAUUACCUUCUCUCUCAGAGGAAUAUAUGACUGUUUCACAGCAAAUAGAGAAAAUAAAACAUCUAAAAUUAAAACCAGAUUUCUUGGUUAACAUUAAGUGUUCAGACUAUGACUUAUGCCAGAGAAUAUCAGGACAAAGGCAACACCCUGAUUCAGGGCAGGUAUAUCAGAGGAACCAAUGGGAUCCUAAAGUUAAUGAAAAGCAAAAGAAAAAUAGUGAACAGCAUGGAGAGGAGAAUGAAGAAGUUGAAGAGCAGGAAGAAGAAGAGGCUGCAGAAGAUUCACUUAAGAUGUCAGAAAUUCUGCAUCAAUUAGUGCAAAGGCCUGAAGAUUUUCCUGAAAAUGCAGAGGAACGAGUUGGCAUGUAUAAGGAUAUAAUGCUUCGUUCUUUGGAAGACUUGAUGGCUGAACAGGAUUCUCGAUAUCUCAUUGAACUGGAUGGAAAUCAGCAGCCAGACGAACUCUUUGCAUCGGUUGUAGUUCGACUUCAAUCUAUGGGUGUUCCAAAUGGAGCUCCUGUAACUAGACUUCAAAGUCAGCAAGAAGAAAUGCUGGAAGGACUGGAAAAUGAUGAACUUUUCCGCGUUCUGUCAUCAUUCAAACAAAUAGCACCCAGAUACCGAUGGCGUAGAAGCAGAUGGGGGCAAGCAUGCCCUGUGGCUUUAAAGGAGGGUGAUAUUGUAAUGGGAGACCCAGAAUUGGCUGUCAGUUUUCUAGGUAAAAUGUAUGUACUGUCAUCCCCUGAGGCACUGAAAAAAUUUAUGUUGAAUCCACGGCCUUACCUGUUACCACCAAUGCCAAUUCCUCCUUGUAAAGUACUAGUAUUUGGCCCUCCAUUUUCCGGAAGAACAACUAUUUGCAAUCUAAUUGCAAACAAAUAUAAAGGAAAGGUAGGUUCAUAA
This is a messenger RNA of Cygnus atratus (black swan), 1353 nucleotides long. It is a transcript of the gene AK9, whose product is annotated as adenylate kinase 9. Bases 106 to 1353 code for a protein of 415 amino acids. Gene Ontology annotation, cellular component: cytoplasm. The transcript has 12 exons. The record is from RefSeq and is a predicted model, not a curated record. Gene Ontology annotation, biological process: AMP phosphorylation. NCBI's taxonomy places the organism in Eukaryota, Metazoa, Chordata, Aves, Anseriformes, Anatidae. Gene Ontology annotation, molecular function: AMP kinase activity; ATP binding; nucleoside diphosphate kinase activity.